UUACCGUGUGUCCGUGUCCAUACCGACGUCCAUAGACCUAUAAACAGUAUAAACUAAUGGACAGCGCAUUCCACUCCGCCCUGCUAUUAAUGUACGGGAAUCAUAUAAGAGAAAGAACAUAAAGGGGGUAAUCAUUAACGUUUGAAACUAUUAUAAUACUAUAUUUCCCCCACGUUCUCUUUUCUCUUUUACUCUAUAUCGUACCCCUGACCUGUCUCUCUCUAAGCGCUGUCCGUUAUAGUUUAUUGGUCUAUGGCCUAUGCCCACGUUCCACACCAUAGUACAUGAUAGCGUUGUUACCAUAAUGGUUCAUUCAUCACGAUGUCUAAUGUAAUCUAUCUGCGCAUUCGACAAGUGGAAAAGAUUUCAGUUGAUUUCAGUUUAAUGAAUCAAGAAUACCAAUAAAUUGCAUUACACCGCAUACCAGUCGCAUGCGAUAAAAACUUUUAAAUUCAAAAUGUAUGAGUUAUGUCGCAUGCGAGUAUUUGUAAAUAGUAAUAUGAUUUCAAGAAUUGGGAACCACUGGCCCGUCUACAACUCAAUAGUAAAUACACUUUAGUUACGUCGUAGUGUCGUAUUGCAGUGUGCGGAAACCUUAUGUAUGUACAACAAGUUUUAUAGCAUUUCAAAUUUAUCGCAACGACGAUACUGUAAUAUAAUAUAAAAUAUUAUCUGAUUUAGUUUGUAAUAACUAAAAAUAAUAAUAAACGUUUCAAAUCUAUGUUAGUAAUUAAUCAAAAAACAUUAAGGAAAACAUAAUUCAGUAUGAAACCAUUAAGUCAAUCAAUUAAUGAUUCUGCAAUAAAUUCCAAGUAUGAUUAUAUAUUAAAUAGUUCGAGAGUGUUGACAAUUCCACUUCUUAGAUGCGAUGAUCAAGUAUUUAAUAGACCUAUUGAACAAGAAAUUAUUGCAAAGACAGAGUAUAAUAAUGAUCAAGUUUUAAAUAGAGUUAUUAAACAGGAAUUUAUUGAUGAUACAGACCAUAAUAAUGAUCAGUUACUCACAGGAUCUGUAUGUAGUACUGAAGAAAAAGUAAACGCAAUCGAAACCAAUAUAAAAGUCGAAAAAGAUUUUAUUGAUUGUUUUGCAUUUGAAGGAGAAGUGCUUAACGAUAGUCACUCUUCGGAAAUCAUUAUUUGUAAUGAUUCUAACUUAAGGAAAAAGCCUUUAACAUUCAAUGUUUGUAAUAAUGAAUUUUCAAAUUUGAGUAAAUUUCUGGUUGAUAAGAUAUUACAAAAUGGAGAUCAUCAUUACAAAUGCAAUAACUGCGAUAAAUCAUUUAAUUCAAAAGCAAAUUUGAGAAGACACGUGAAGAUUCAUAUCAUUAAAAGAGAAGAAUCAUUCAUUUGUGCUAUUUGUCAUAAAUCAUAUUAUAGUAAAUCAUAUUUGAAAAUUCACAUAAUGCUUCAUAAUAAUGAAAAGCCGUAUAAAUGUGGUAUCUGCGAUAAAGGGUUUUCUCUUGCAGUAGGUUUACAAAAACAUACAAGGACACAUACUGGCGAAAAGCCAUAUAAAUGUGAUAUCUGUGAAAAAAGGUUUGCUAUUGCAUCAAAUUUAACAGUGCAUAUGAGGAUACAUACUGGUGUAAAACCAUUUAAAUGUCUUACCUGUUAUAAAGAAUUUUAUCAAGCAUCAGAUUUAAAAAACCAUACAAGGUUACAUACUGGUGAAAAACCAUUUAAAUGUGAUAUCUGUGAUAAAUUGUUUUCUCUUUCUAAAUAUUUAAAAAAUCAUUUAAAGACACAUAGCGAAGUAAAGCCUUAUACAUGUGAUGUCUGUAAUAAAGGAUUUUAUAAUACAUCAAAUUUGACAGCACAUACAAGGAUACACACUGGAGAAAAGCCAUUUACAUGUGAUGUCUGUCAUCAAUCGUUUUCUCAUCCAGGCAGUUUAAGAAAUCAUUCUUGGGUACAUUCUGGAGUAAAGCCAUAUAGGUGUAAUAUCUGUGAUAAAAGGUUUACCACAGCGUCAAGUUUAACAUCGCAUACAAGAAUACAUACAGGAGAAAAGCCCUACAGAUGUGAUAUCUGUGAUAGAGGGUUUUCUCAAGCACAGAUUUUAAAAAGUCAUACUAGGGUACAUACAGGUGAAAGGCCAUAUACAUGUGAUAUCUGUGAUAAAAGUUUUUCUAAAUCAUCAACUUUAAAAUGUCAUACAAAGACACAUAGCGGAAUAAAACCUCAUAAAUGUGAUAUCUGUUAUAAAAGAUUUUAUCAUAUAUCAGAAUUAAAAAAGCAUAAAAAGACACAUGCUGAUGAAAAGCCUUAUAAAUGUCUUAUUUGUGAUAAAAGAUUUUAUCAAAUAAAUAAUUUAUCACAGCAUACAAGGAUACAUACUACUAUGAAGCCAUAUAAAUGUCAAAUCUGCGAUCAAUCAUUUUCUGUUAAAGGAUAUUUAAAAAAGCAUACAAUGAUACAUUCUGGUGAAAAGCCAUUCGAAUGUGAUAUAUGUAAACAAGCGUUUUCUCAUAAAACAAGAAUACAAAUCCAUAUGAGAACACAUACCGGCGAAAAGCCCUAUAAAUGUAAUGUAUGUAAAAAAGCGUUUUCUCAUACAGCAAAUUUAAAAACCCAUACAAGAAUACAUACUGGAGAAAAGCCGUUUAGAUGUGAGAUCUGUGAUAAAAGAUUUUCUAAAGCAGAACAUUUAACAGUGCAUACAAGGAUACAUACUGGAGAUAAACCCUAUAAAUGUGAUACAUGUCCACUAGCGUUUGCCCAUGCAGCAAAUUUAAAAACCCAUAAGAAAAUACAUACCGAAGAAAAGUCAUUUAUAUGUGUUAUCUGUAGUAAGGCGUUUACUCUAGCAUCAAAUUUAACAAGGCAUACAAGGACACAUACCGGUGAAAAGCCUUAUAAAUGUCAUGUAUGUAAACAAGCGUUUUCUCACUCAGCAAAUUUAAAAACCCAUAUGAGAAUACACACUGGCGAAAAGCCAUAUAAAUGUCAUCUCUGUGAUGAAGUUUUUUCUCGAGUUGAUUAUUUAAAAAAGCACACAAGGAUACAUUUUGGCGUAUAGCCAUAAAAAUGAAACAACUAUUUAAAAAUAGCUAUAAUUGGUUCAGAGGUGAUCAACUACUGUUUUUACUAUUACUUUAAUCAGACUGUAUAUUAUUGUCAGGAGUUGGACCUUUGUGAACAGGCUGGUGAAACUGACCAUAACAUCAGACUCAUCAACGGGAUUCCUCGCCUUGUGAAACCACGGUAAAAAGUACUUCAUGGGGGUUCUGGGAUCAACUAUGACCCAGUCUCAUGCCUGAACACUUCAACAAUUCAUCUCAACUCCAACUCAACGUCUCGCUACUGAUAUUUAUCUUGGAUAUUACCAAAACUAUAUUUAUAAGAAUUAAUCUUAACUCUUUUGUAUUUAAAUCUUUUGACUUCAAUUUUAUUUUUAUUUGUCGGUCUGAGACUUGGCUUUGGGAUAAUAUUCAUGAAACCGAACGUCAAAUCAACUAUGUUGUAUAUCGAUUAGAUGGAAAUAAUCCUCCUAGUGAUUACUGUAGAGGUAGGGGCGUUCUCUUAGCAAUCUGCAUAUAUGUCUUAUCUAACUUAUUAAUAAAUACUCUAAAAAAUAUUGAACAAUUGUUUGUAAAAUUUGUAUUUAAUAAUAUUAAGUUUGAGCCUAGCUUAGUUUACUUUACCCCAUAUUCUUAAUGAAUCCUAUCCAACAGCCGUAAAAUUUGGUCAUCGGCUUGAACUCUAAUAGUGUUUUCAUAUUUUGUGGUGAUUUCAAAUUUCUUAAUAUCUCUUGAUCAAAUGAUAAAUAUGGUUUCUCUUAUAUUUUUCCAACUGGCUCAAGAAUACACCGCAUUUCUGAAUCAUUUGUCCUCUCGAACUUCUUCCAAAUAAAUAGUGUAACAAACUCACUGAUCUGGUUUUCUGCAAUGAACACCGGUUGUUUUUAUAAAUAAUGCCCUAAAUACGCUCGUACCAUUUAAACCUUCGACACACAAAGGACCUGGAUAUUACAUUAACACCUAUUAUUGACCUCCACCUACACAUCGAGUCUGUAUGCAGCAAAGCAUUUAAAGUUAUGGGUUUUAUAAAGCACGUCGUGUACUAGUUUCAUCUUUAAAUGCCUCUGAAAGCUAUUUUUUGUUGGAGCGUUCAACUUUUGAAUAUUCUUCAGUGUUAUGGGACGCAUAGUACACAAUGCCUCCAAGUUAGAACCCGGUCAACGCCGUUUCCUAUCUUUUGUAGGUCAUGCCCUAGGUAUUCAAAAUCUUCGGCAUGGUUAUUCGAAUCGCCUACACUACCUUGGUUUUAGCUCCUUAGUUGACAGAAGAGUGUCUGUUAACGUUUGAAUGAGUUUAUUAUUGAUUACAUUUAUGCCCCAUAUCUCUUCCAUCACAAGUUUUUUUUUUUUUUUUUAAACUUUAUUUUAAAACAUACAAUCUGUAAUUUAAAUUUACAAUAAGCAUGUAUGCGGAUAUACAUUAAUUAAUUUGACAUGCGACGCGUGAAAAAAGAAGCCACCCAAUAGCAACACUUUAUAUCACAAGUAAAUUUCAAAGUCCCUUCACGCUCCUACGAAACUUUAUUCCAUUCUCAGUCCAGCUACACGCCACAAACUACGCUCGUAACCACCUUAAUUCACCGCGUUAUGCGUCUUGCAAACAAACACCCUUCACAAUCAUAAAACCCUGCUAUGUUAUUAUUAGUUUUUAAUUUCUUAAUCUGUAGACUUAGAAAAAAUUUUUAAUUGUACUAAAUAUUAGGCAUUAUUGUUAUUAUUAUUAACCCUAUUAUCUAAUAAUUGUAUUGUAUACUGGACAUUUUAUAUUUUUUUUAAAUAAAGCUGGUUUCAUGUAUAUAUUGUGAUACUUGGUUUAAUCCUGUGGUACAGACCACCCAGUAGUUUUAUAAUUGUUUUUCUCUUUGUUGAUUUUAAAAAACCUGUUGCUCCUGUCACGUGUGUGUGGAUAAGGAUUUUAAAUUAAACUUAUUGAAAUUAAUAUUUGGAAAACAAUUUUUUUGUCAUCAGACCAUACCCCAUUGUAUUGAUAAUUAUUUUUAAAUUGUUAUAUAUAAUAUUUAAGUAAAUGUAAUUUGUAAAAUAAAAUUAUCUUGAUUUUUUGUAUGUUUUGUAGUAUUAUAGAAUAUAUGUCUAAGUAUUUCAAUCUAUUAUAUCAUUACUUGUUCAAAAUUGUAUCAGUAAUAUUUUUACAAAUACGAUAUUUAAAGCUAUAAAAAUGAACAGAAUUAAUUUAACUUUUGUAACAAACUUGUUUCUCUUGUCACGUGUGUGUGAAUAAGGAUUAUAAAUUAAACUUAUUGAAAUUAAUACUUGAAAAACAAUUUUUUUGUCAUCAGACCAUACCCCAUUUGUAUUGAUAAUUAUUUUUAAAUUGUUGUAUAUAAUAUUUAAGUAAAUGUAAUGUGUAAAAUAAAAUUAUCUUAAUUUUUGUAUUUUUGUAGUAUUAUAGAAUAUAUGUGUUUAAAUAUUUUAAUCUAUUAUAUCAUUACUUGUUCAAAAAUGUAUCAGCAAUAUUUUUACAGAUACAAUAUUUAAAGCUAUACAGAUGAACAGAAUUAAUUUAACUUUUGUUAAACACAUUAUAUCGAGGCUAGGGGGAAUUUACGCAUUAAAUUUAUUUAAACUUUUUAACUUAAAUAGUUACUUUUGGCUUUUAAUUAACUGAACUGUUAAUUGUUAACUGUUAACUUACUAAAUUUCUUUUUUAAUUAACGUGGAAUUAACGAAUUAAUUUUUCAUUUUGAGAAAUAAGUUAAGUUAAUUUAUUUUGUUUUUAAUUUAAUUAUAUUUCACCAUUUCAGUCUGUUUCGUUUCCAUGUCAAAAAAUAUUUACCGUGAAUUGUUUAAAAUUAAAAUUGUAUAUCAUUCGAAUCUAACUUGUAUGGAAAUACUGUAUACAGUAUAAACACUAUAGUCUAUAAUUUAGUUUUGGGUUCGAAAAAAAUUAAGUACUCUAGCAUUGUAAAAACAAAUUAACUUUUUUUAACUUAAUAAAAAGUGUAAAAUAACUUUUAAAUUAACCGAGUGAACCUAUAGUUAAAUUAACUUUUAACUUUUAACUUUUUGCUAUUGGAACAUAUUAACUAAACUUAACUGAGUUAAAAGAAAAUCAUUAACUUGUACAGCCUUGCAUUAUAUAUAAAGGUGUUUAAAAGGACGUGAUACCCGCAUGUGUUGUCUCCGUCUUAUAAGUGCGUAACAUGGUAAAUUGUAUGCUCAGAAGAACACGGAGCUACACGGGUGCGUACGUAAUUAUUACGGUGUUUAUGAUGUGCAUAUUACCGUUAGGUAUAUAAUUUUUACUAAAUUGUAUGGUUUGGGCCAAAUAUAAAAUAUAAAAUACGGGUCUAAAAUUAUAUCCGAUCAUAAAAACUAUUUUAUUUUUUGUAACUUAAAGCAACCUAUAUAAUAAAAAAAAAUAUAUUAUUUUUUUUUUGAGGCUUAAUAAAUUUGU
Metopolophium dirhodum (rose-grain aphid) is the source of this 6433-nucleotide messenger RNA. Its product is annotated as zinc finger protein 271-like. The record is from RefSeq and is a predicted model, not a curated record. The coding region runs from base 766 to 3018 and encodes 750 amino acids. The transcript is spliced from 4 exons. Lineage: Eukaryota; Metazoa; Arthropoda; Insecta; Hemiptera; Aphididae.